AUGGCACCUCCAGCAAUCCUCUCCACUCGCCGCCUUGGCAAGACCGGCCCUGAGAUCACCGCCCUCGGCGUAGGACUAAUGGGCCUCAGCGUGGCCUACGGCAAGCCUGGAUCCGACGAAGAGCGUCUCGCAUUCCUCGAUCGCGUCUGGGAGCUCGGCGCCACGAACUGGGACACGGCCGACGCCCACGGCGACAACGAGGACCUCAUUGGCAAGUGGAACGACGGGACCUUUAGCAUCAGGAUUGAUAGCUCGCCUGAGUACUGCCGCGAGGCGUGCGUGCGCAGCUUGAAGAGAUUAGGCAUCGAGAGGAUUGAUUUGUAUUACAUCCACCGCCUGGAUGGGGCCACGCCCAUCGAGAAGACGAUUGAGGAGAUGGUUGAGCUGAAGAACGAGGGCAAGGUGAAGGCCUUUGGCAUCUCUGAGUGCUCUUCAACCACCCUCCGCCGCGCCUACGCCAUCCACCCCAUCUCAGCCGUGCAGGUAGAAUACAACCCCUGGUCCCUCGAGAUCGAAGGUCCCGCCGGCACAGACCUGCUCAAGACAUGCCGCGAACUCGGCGUCACGACCUUUGCCUACUCGCCGCUCGGCCGUGGCAUCAUGACAGGCCGCUACAAGUCGGUGGACGACUUUGAGGAGGGCGACUUCCGCUGCCAGCUGCCGCGGUACACGGGCGACAAUUUCAAAAAGAACACGCAGCUCGUGGAGGAGUUUGCCGCCGUCGGGCGCGAGAAGCACGGCUGCUCUGCAGGGCAGCUUACGCUUGCUUGGCUGCUUGCGCAGGGCGAGGAUGUGGUGCCGAUCCCGGGGACGAAGAAGAUUCAGUACUUGGAGGAGAAUAUGGAGGCUUUGAAGGUUGUGUUGGGCAAGGAGGAGGAGAGGGAGCUGAGGGCUUUGGUUGAUGCUAAGGAUGUGCAGGGUGAUCGAGGUGCGGCGUUUGGCAACUAUUCUGAUUCGCCUGCUCUCUGA
Molecule: messenger RNA, 969 nt
Organism: Colletotrichum lupini
Lineage: Eukaryota; Fungi; Ascomycota; Sordariomycetes; Glomerellales; Glomerellaceae
Product: aldo/keto reductase
Exons: 4
Coding region: 1-969 (322 amino acids)
Cellular component (GO): cytoplasm
Source: RefSeq, a predicted model, not a curated record